AUGGUAGACGAGCUCAAAUAUCUGGGUAUUACUCUUGACAGUUCACUCAUAUACAGGACUCAUAUCAGAGAGCAGACGGCUAAGGCCAUAAGAACGCUGUAUCAAUGUAAAAGGGCAGUGGGGAAGAACUGGGGACUGAAGCCGGGUAUGAUCCACUGGAUUUACAAGGCUAUUAUCCUACCCAGGGUGCUAUAUGGGGCAGUGAUCUGGUGGCACAGGACCCAUAUUGGAGAAUAUCGGAAGAAUCUGACAAAAGUACAAAGACUAGCCUGCCUCAUGACGACGGGGGCUAUGAGAACCACCCCGACUCAUGCUAUGGAGGUGCUGAUAGGCUUAAAGCCCCUUUGGAUUGAGGCAGAGAAGAGAGCCAUGGAACAGUGGUACAGAAUGAAAGCAUGUAAGGAAUGGAGAGGAAGUUGUGUGGACAAGAGACAUGCACUGAUACAAAGAGAGGCACUAUCAAAACUAGAAAUGCUGAUGGCCAAUAAUGACCUCAUAAAGAGGGAGGAGAUUUUCGAUAAGAAGUACAGGGUACAUAUAGGAGAAAGAGACAACUGGAAGGUAGGGGUCGUGCACCCAACGACUAUAUGCUUCACAGAUGGCUCUAGGAGAAGCUCUACAAAGUUAGCAGGGGCGGGAAUAGUAAUCCCGAAACUAGGAGAAAAGGUGUCAAUACCACUAGGGAGAUACACUAGCGUGUUUCAAGCAGAGGUAUGUGCCAUAGCGCGCUGUGCACGUAUAAUAAAAGAAAGUGACAUACAAGAUGGAGCCGUGGUAAUAAACACUGAUAGCCAAGCGGCGCUAAAGGCUCUGAAGAGAAUAUCGGUGACCUCGUCCCUGGUGAAAGAAUGUAGGGAAGAGCUCAACUCGAUAAGCAAGGAUAGAAGUGUAACGGUUGCGUGGGUACCGGGACACCAGGGAGUUACAGGUAAUGAGAAAGCGGACGAGUUGGCAAGGGCGGGGGCGGAGACGGAAUUCUUGGGUCCGGAACCGGCUCUGCCGAUGUCAGCUGACGUCACGAAAGGAGUCAUUGAGAAGAUAAAAGAGAUGGAAGCACAAAGAGACUGGGAAAAAGAGACCAGUUGUAGACAAACGAAGAUGAUGAUAGAAGGUAUCAAAGAAACGCUGAAAUAUCUGCAUUGUCAAAACAGCGUAAAUCCUGUAAAUAUUGCAUAA
Leguminivora glycinivorella is the source of this 1176-nucleotide messenger RNA. RefSeq lists its product as uncharacterized. Gene Ontology annotation, molecular function: nucleic acid binding; RNA-DNA hybrid ribonuclease activity. The record is from RefSeq and is a predicted model, not a curated record. The coding region runs from base 1 to 1176 and encodes 391 amino acids. NCBI's taxonomy places the organism in Eukaryota, Metazoa, Arthropoda, Insecta, Lepidoptera, Tortricidae. The transcript has 2 exons.